AUGAUAACCAAUGUCUCUAUUUUCAGAGUUUUCUAUGUAAGAAUAAGCAAGUUUGAGUUCGAUGAUGCUUCAAGUUCAACACCCAAAUACCUUACUCUCAACCAUGUCCCAUUGAAUCCCAACACACUACGUGAAGCCGGCACCGAUCCCGACAGCAGAUCGAUCAUUCUCCGAAGGGUUUGGGUCAAUAAAAGAUCCGAAGAAGCCAUUUUCGUGAGCACGGAUAGCAUAAGGCUGACAAGGAGUGUAAAGUUUGAGGUUUUCGAUAAGGAUACUAUUUUGCUACAUGGGGUUUUAGAGUUCAACAGUUACACUAAAGGUUCAAGAGAAAGUGGCCAGAAAUGGAGCAUGGAUUGUAAAAAUGUUAUGGCCAAACAAAUUCUCAGACAUGAUUCAGAUUCACCCACGGUUGAGGUUCAUGUUGCAGGGUCUUUCAUGGGGAGUCCAAUUAUAUUAACUCAGAUUUUACGGCCUAGUUUACGGAUGAAACAAAUGGAGGCUAUUUCAAUGCCAGAUUCGAUACCCGAGUAUGAGCAUCCAUGGGUGAAGUGUUUUGAAGACGAAGAUGGGAAAGAGCUCUCAUUGUUCAAUGCUGGUGUGAAGGUUGGUUUGGGAAUUGGGUUUAGCAUCUGUGUUGGAAUUGGGAUAAGCCUUGGUUUGCUAGUCCGUACCUUCCAAGGCACCACUAUCCCUAACUUCCAAAGGCGAUUUUGA
Molecule: messenger RNA, 714 nt
Organism: Hibiscus syriacus
Lineage: Eukaryota; Viridiplantae; Streptophyta; Magnoliopsida; Malvales; Malvaceae
Exons: 2
Coding region: 1-714 (237 amino acids)
Source: RefSeq, a predicted model, not a curated record